Cygnus olor (mute swan) is the source of this 1101-nucleotide messenger RNA. RefSeq names its product COMM domain containing 8 (gene COMMD8). Lineage: Eukaryota; Metazoa; Chordata; Aves; Anseriformes; Anatidae. The record is from RefSeq and is a predicted model, not a curated record.
CGGUCUCUUAGGGAGAAAGGCGGGGCCUUUGCCCCGCGCUCAUGCGCGCCGCCGGGGCGAGGGCGGGCUGCGGACCGCUGAGGGAAGGGCCGGGAAAUGCUGUGCCUGCUGGAGAAGCUACCGCCGGCGCGGGCCCGGGAGUUCCUUCAUAAGAUAGUCGAUGGCAUAUGUGGCCGGGCAUACCCUCGGUACCAGGACUAUGGCGGUGUUUGGAGUUUGGCGGAGUGGAUGGAGGUUUUGGGAGAAACAAGGAGGUAUUUCAAAACUGCAGUUGGCAAGAACUUGUCUGAUGAAGAGGCUGCUCAGCAGAUACAGGAGUUAAAUGAAAACUAUCAAGAAGCGAUCACAAAGUGUCUAAAAGGCAGAAAGGAAGAAAUCAGGAAUGCACUGGUAGAAAGAGUAAAUGCAAUAUCAUGUGCCCAGCUGCAGGAUUUUGACUGGCAAUUAAAGCUUGCUCUUUCCAGUGAUAAGAUCUCCAUGCUGCAAAUGCCACUUCUCAAUCUUGAUUUGGAUGUGAGAGAAAACGGUGAAAUUAAACCAGUUUCUAUAGAAAUGAAUAAGGAAGAGCUGCAGAACCUAAUAAAUGCACUGGAAGCCGCUAAUAAGGUUGUCUUGCAAAUGAAAUGACAGAAUUCAGAUCAUCGAUAAUGUCUGCUGGCAAUGGCUUCCCAAUUGACUUGGGGAAAAAAAAAGAAACAUUCUCUGCAAAGUCAGAAGCUGUUCAUGCUGUCAAAUGCUGAACUGAGAAGGCAGUUAUGACUUGUGACCAAAUACACUAAGUCUCUUAUGAAACUAACAAAAUCUUUUUCUGUUAAACCAAAAAUACAAAAUUCAGUGUGCAGUUGCUUUUAGUACUAAAGGUUUAUAGAAAUAUGAAAAAGUAUAACUUUUGUGCUAUAAUGUGCUAUUUGUUUCAGUUAAAUUUUGGGGGGUGACUCUGCAGGUGCCUAGUACAACUAAGGAGUCUUAGUUGCAUAGUAUGUUGUUCAUAUCUAAAGUGCCAUGAUAAUGAAGAACACAACAUCAUAUUUGUAUCAGUGAUGUAUUUAUACUUGUAAAUAGUGAAUAAAUAGUUGAUUGUGUGUGUAUUGUUGCAAUAAA